Messenger RNA from Hipposideros armiger (great roundleaf bat), 1654 nucleotides. It is a transcript of the gene FANK1, whose product is annotated as fibronectin type III and ankyrin repeat domains 1. The record is from RefSeq and is a predicted model, not a curated record. Bases 311 to 1348 code for a protein of 345 amino acids. NCBI's taxonomy places the organism in Eukaryota, Metazoa, Chordata, Mammalia, Chiroptera, Hipposideridae. Gene Ontology annotation, molecular function: protein binding. Gene Ontology annotation, cellular component: nucleus. Gene Ontology annotation, biological process: regulation of apoptotic process. The transcript is spliced from 10 exons.
GCUGCAUGCCCAGCAGAGAGCCGGGGAGCACAGACAGACGAGGGGCACGAGGGCCCGAGCACCCUCGCCUCUUCCUUGCAUCUGUUAGAACUAUGCCCAAGAGGUCAUUCGGAUUUAAGUGUCUGAAGUAACUUGUGCUACAACAACAACAACAACAACAACAACAAAAAGAUCAUGAGCGUUUAGGACUUUAUUUCAGCUUAAAAAAUGUACAUUUUGGAGAAACCACGAAGGGAGAGAAGCACAAAGGGGAAAGGCCUUUGUAGGUCUUUUCCAGUUUGCAAACGUGGCUCUCCGGGCCUCAGCGCACAUGCAGGCUCCGUCACAGCCACUCCCCUGCGUCCCACGUCUUCCAGUCAGUGGUGCUUUCUCAGACGACCUGGGUCCUCCUUGUCUGCCAGGGAGGUGUCGGCCUGCUCCUGGAGGACACGCUUCUGGGCCCUGCUUGCCCCUCACUUGUCCCUCACGGCUGAGGAAUUGCUUGUCUGUUGGGGGAUACGCAACAAAGCACGUGGUGGAGGGCCUGGAACCCCGGACACUGUACAGGUUUCGGCUGAAGGUCACCAGCCCCUCUGGAGAGUAUGCGUACAGCCCCGUGGUCACCGUGUCUACAACCAGAGAACCCAUCAGCAGCGAGUAUUUCCAUCGAGCUGUCAAUGUGAAUGAUGAAGAUUUGCUGGUUCGACUACUUCAAGGAGGCAACGUGAAGGUCGAUGUCCCCAAUAAGUUUGGCUUUACGGCGCUGAUGGUCGCUGCCCAGAAAGGGUACACUAGGCUCGUGAAAAUCCUCAUUUCUAAUGGCACGGAUGUGAACAUGAGGAACGGAAGUGGCAAGGACAGCCUGAUGCUGGCAUGCUAUGCGGGACACCUGGAUGUCGUGAAGCAUCUCCGACGGCACGGUGCUUCCUGGGAGGCCAGAGACCUGGGCGGCUGCACAGCUCUGCACUGGGCCGCAGAUGGGGGCCACUGCAAUGUGAUUGACUGGAUGAUAAAGGACGGCUGUGAGGUGAAUGUGGUGGACGCUGGCUCGGGCUGGACCCCGCUCAUGAGAGUCUCCGCGGUCUCCGGAAACCAGAGUGUGGCCUCACUGCUCAUUGAAGCUGGAGCCGACGUGAAUGCGAAAGAUAAAGGUGGAAAGACACCCCUAAUGGUGGCAGUGCUAAACAACCACGAAGAGUUAGUCCACUUACUUCUCGACAAAGGGGCAGAUGCAAGCGUGAAAAACGAGUUCGGCAAAGGCAUCCUCGAAAUGGCCCGAGUUUUUGACAGACAGAAUGUACUCUCCUUAUUAGAAGAAAGGCAGCGAAAGCAGAUGCCUAAGAAGUCGUCGGUCCCGUCUGCCCGCUGACCCGGGCGCUGCUCCUCUCCAAAAGCCGAGUGACACGAAGCAAAACGUGACUGUUGAACUAGACAGAUGAAAUACUGCGUCUUUGAGGGCUAUGCAUUUGAUUAUUUAUUUAGUUGAAGACUCACAGUGACUUUUGUAACGUACAACUGUUCCCGCUUUGAAAUACAGCUUUUCACCUAAACACGUGAGACUGGUGUCAUCACUGGGCGUCCGCAGGACGGGGAUGUUUUCUUGCACUUGUGCCUCUCGGAGUUAGACAUGAAACAAAAUAUUUAUGUACUGGAGCUGCACAAACAUACACGGGUC